This is a messenger RNA of Tetrahymena thermophila SB210, 354 nucleotides long. Its product is annotated as transmembrane protein, putative. NCBI's taxonomy places the organism in Eukaryota, Ciliophora, Oligohymenophorea, Hymenostomatida, Tetrahymenidae. The transcript has a single exon. The record is from RefSeq and is a predicted model, not a curated record.
AUGAAAUUUUUAGCUGCCUCUAUUUUGCUUAUUUUACUAAUUGUUAAUGUAUCUGCUUAAACAUCCUAAAAGGUUUAAUAAUGCACCACUACAGCUGAGAAUGCUAUAGCAACACUUUGCUAAUCAGGUGACUAAGAUUGUGCUAAUUAAUUAUUAUCUAUUGGAAAUUGUUUAACUACAUGUGCUUCAGGUACUAAUUAAAGCGAUAGCUAUGUUCUUAAUUGUGCUAAAACUACUUGUACAACAACCAAUAAAACAAUUUAGUCCUGGUUAAACAAAUUUCUUUCUUGUCUUCAUAUUGGAAAACUUUCACUUAGUUUUCUUUUAUUAGCUAUAUUUUCUAUUGUUUUUUGA